AUGUCAUCAGUUAACACUUCUUAUGGGAGUGGAAACUUUUCCAAUGUUUUUCAUCUUGACUUGUCUCAAAAUGAGAAUCUUGUGAUUAAUGAUUUGAGAUGGCUUCUUCGUCUCUCAUCAUCCUUACAAUUUCUCAACCUGAAUUCCGUUAAUCUCCACAAGGAAACGCAUUGGCUUCAGCUAUUGAAUAUGUUUCCUUCACUUUCCGAGUUAUAUUUGAGUAGUUGCUCACUUGAAAGUGUGAGUAUGUCUCUUCCAUAUGCCAAUUUCACUUCACUUGAAUAUCUUGAUCUUUCUGAAAAUGAUUUAUUUUAUGAAUUGCCUAUAUGGUUGUUCAAUCUAAGUGGUCUUUCUUAUUUAAAUCUUGGGGGAAAUAGUUUCCAUGGCCAAAUACCAAAAACUUUAAUGAAUCUUAGAAAAUUAGAUGUGUUGAAUUUGGAAGACAACAAGCUGAGUGGAACAAUUCCUGAUUGGUUUGGCCAACUUGGAGGUCUAGAAGAGCUUGAUCUCUCUUCUAAUUCAUUUACCAGUUAUAUUCCCAUUACUUUGGGGAAUCUGUCAUCCUUAGUAUACCUUGAUGUUUCAACAAAUCACUUGAAUGGAAGCCUUCCGGAAAGUUUGGGGAACCUAACAAAUUUGGAGAAGUUGGGUGUUUAUGAAAAUUCUCUAUCUGGAGUUCUGUCUCAUAAAAAUUUUGCCAAGCUCCCAAAUUUACAAUGGUUGUCGCUUGGUUCACCAUCCUUUAUCUUUGAUUUUGAUCCCCAUUGGAUUCCUCCUUUUAAACUUCAAAAUCUUGAUUUACAGUAUGCAAAUCUUAAACUUGUUCCAUGGUUUUAUACACAAACAAGUCUCACUUCUCUAAAUAUCACCUCCUCCUCGUUUAGAAAUACAUCUCCGAAAAUGUUUUGGAGUUUUGUAUUUAAUUUCUCAUUUCUCUAUUUAUUCAACAACUCCAUGUCAAAUGUGUUGUUGAACUCUGAUUUUGUAUGGUUAGUCCAUAAUGGUUUGAGUGGUAGCCUUCCUCGAUUAACUACAAAUGUGAGUAUUUUUAAUAUAAAUGGUAACAAUAUGUCUGGGUCCCUUUCUCAUCUCUUAUGUCAUAAUAUUAAAGAGAAAAGUAAUUUGAAGUACUUGUCCGUCAUUGACAAUCAUUUAUCUGGAGGACUCACUGAAUGUUGGGGAAACUGGAAAUCUCUUAUUCAUAUUAGUUUAGGAAGAAAUAAUCUAACAGGCAUGAUUCCGCACUCAAUGGGUUCCUUAUCCAACCUUAUGUCGUUGCAUAUUUAUAACACUAAGUUGCAUGGGGAGAUACCAGUGUCGUUGAAAAAUUGUCAAAAACUCAUGAUUGUUAAUUUUAGGAACAACAAACUUUCAGGAAAUAUACCAAAUUGGAUUGGAAAGGAUAUGAAAGUUCUUCAAUUGAGAGUAAAUGAAUUUAGUGGUGAUAUUCCUUUACAAAUAUGCCAACUAUCCUCUCUAUUUCUUUUGGAUCUCUCAUAUAAUAGAUUAACAGGAACAAUACCUCGCUGUCUACCAAGUAUCACCUCCAUGAUUUUCAAAAAUGUUUCACAAGAUCAAGGAGUACUUCAUAUUGUGGAUCAUGAUAUCGGUAUCAUAUUUGUAAUCUCCCUCUCAUUGCUAGCAAAAGGAAACGACUUAACCUAUGACAAGUAUAUGCAUGUCGUUGACCUUUCUAACAACCAAUUGUCAGGUAGAAUACCUAUAGAAGUAUUUAGACUCACUGCAUUGAAAUCCUUAAACUUGUCACAAAAUCAAUUAAUGGGAACCAUACCAAAAGAAAUUGGCAACAUGAAACAAUUAGAGUCCCUUGAUUUGUCAAACAACACACUUUCAGGAGAAAUUCCUCAAACCAUGUCUGCUAUAACUUUUCUUGAGGUAUUAAACCUCUCGUUCAACAAUUUGAAGGGUCAAAUCCCAUUAGGAACCCAACUCCAAAGCUUUACACCACUUAGUUAUAUGGGCAAUCCUGAACUUUGUGGAACUCCACUCAUUGAGAAAUGCAAAAAGAAUGAAGCCCCUGGUGAGGACACAAAUGUUAUGGCAAAAGAAGAGGAAGGAUCUGAGCUAAUGGAAUGUUUCUAUAUGGGCAUGGGAGUUGGAUUUACAACAGGCUUCUGGAUAGUUUUUGGUACCCUUUUAUUUAAGAGGACAUGGAGGCAUGCUUACUUCAAUUUUCUUUAUGAUGUGAAAGACUGGUUUAUGUCAAGAUGGACUUGA
Medicago truncatula (barrel medic) is the source of this 2238-nucleotide messenger RNA. Its product is annotated as receptor-like protein EIX2. The coding region runs from base 1 to 2238 and encodes 745 amino acids. Gene Ontology annotation, molecular function: protein binding. NCBI's taxonomy places the organism in Eukaryota, Viridiplantae, Streptophyta, Magnoliopsida, Fabales, Fabaceae. The transcript has a single exon. The record is from RefSeq and is a predicted model, not a curated record.